CUAUGGAGGAUUUAGCACCUGGGUUUCGUUUUUACCCUACGGAAGAAGAGUUGAUCUCCUUUUAUCUGCAUAACAAGUUAGAAGGGAAGAGAGAAAACCUGAACCAGGCUAUUGAUCGUGUUAUACCUGUUCUUGAUAUAUAUGACUUCAAUCCAUGGGAUCUCCCACAAUUAUCCGGAGAAUUAUGUCGUAAAGACCCUGAACAGUGGUUUUUCUUCAUUCCGAGACAAAAGAGGGAAGCCCAAGGAGGGAGGCCAAACCGACUCACUGUCACUGGAUAUUGGAAAUCUACUGGUUCACCUGGUUAUGUCUACUCUUCUUCUAACAAUCGGUGCAUUGGCAUGAAAAGGACCAUGGUUUUCUAUACCGGAAGAAUUCCAAAUGGACGAAAGACUGAAUGGAAAAUGAAUGAAUAUAAAGCCAUACAAGAAGCAUCCUCUUCAACUGGUCCUAAUGCGAUGCUAAGGCAAGAAUUUUGUCUGUGCCGUGUGUACAAGACUUCAAAAUGCCGGAGAACAUUUGAUAGAAGGCCAACUGGAGCGCAGAUAGGUGAACCAAGUGUUGGACAAGUUAGCAGCAAUGAAGCAAGCACAAGUCAGCAAAACCCAGAAUUAAUGGUGGACAAAAGAGGUACAAGUGAGGGUUCAUUUUCACAAGAACAUGGCCCUCCCUCUCAAAUGACACUGGCUACGGACAAUGAACCACUGUGGGAUUGGGAGGACUUAUAUAAUUGGUAUCAUUUUGUUGAAGAUCAGAUGCAUAUAUAG
Molecule: messenger RNA, 767 nt
Organism: Hevea brasiliensis (rubber tree)
Lineage: Eukaryota; Viridiplantae; Streptophyta; Magnoliopsida; Malpighiales; Euphorbiaceae
Product: NAC domain-containing protein 90-like
Exons: 3
Coding region: 3-767 (254 amino acids)
Biological process (GO): regulation of DNA-templated transcription
Molecular function (GO): DNA binding
Source: RefSeq, a predicted model, not a curated record